This is a messenger RNA of Seriola aureovittata, 3199 nucleotides long. It is a transcript of the gene rela, whose product is annotated as v-rel avian reticuloendotheliosis viral oncogene homolog A. Gene Ontology annotation, biological process: innate immune response; response to cytokine; canonical NF-kappaB signal transduction. Gene Ontology annotation, cellular component: cytoplasm. Gene Ontology annotation, molecular function: RNA polymerase II cis-regulatory region sequence-specific DNA binding; DNA-binding transcription factor activity, RNA polymerase II-specific. The record is from RefSeq and is a predicted model, not a curated record. NCBI's taxonomy places the organism in Eukaryota, Metazoa, Chordata, Actinopteri, Carangiformes, Carangidae. The transcript is spliced from 11 exons. The coding region runs from base 153 to 2051 and encodes 632 amino acids.
CGAAGGAGGCGACAGAACAGCCCUGUAAAGAAGUUUUUAGAGUCUCCUCUGUCGUGUUUGCACCGUCUUUUAGUUGGAAAAAACAACAACAACUAAACAACAGAUAAGCUGGGUCGUGGCGGGAGAAGCCUAAGUCUGAAUCAGACACAGCCAUGGACGGUGUGUAUGGAUGGGGCAUGACCCCACUCAACCCAGUCCAAACAGCGAACCCCUUCAUAGAGAUCAUUGAGCAGCCAAAGCAGAGGGGGAUGAGAUUUAGGUAUAAGUGCGAAGGACGCUCAGCCGGCAGCAUUCCUGGAGAGAAAAGCAAUGACACCACUAAGACUCACCCAGCCAUCAAGGUGCACAAUUACAGCGGCCCCUUGCGUGUUCGCAUUUCACUGGUAACAAAGAACGCACCGCACAAGCCUCACCCCCAUGAACUUGUUGGGAAGGACUGCAAACAUGGCUACUACGAGGCCGACCUGCAGGAGAGAAGAAUACACAGUUUUCAGAACCUGGGCAUACAGUGUGUGAAGAAGAAGGAUGUGAAUGAGGCCAUCACUUGCAGGCUGCAGACAAAUAACAACCCCUUCAACAUUCCUGAGGCGAAGGUGUGGGAGGAAGAGUUUGACCUGAAUUCAGUGCGGCUUUGCUUCCAGGCCUCCAUCACUCUGCCUACAGGGGAGCUGUUUCCUCUGGAGCCUGUGGUAUCACAGCCCAUUUAUGACAACAGGGCCCCAAACACAGCUGAGCUGAAGAUCUGCCGAGUCAACCGCAACUCUGGAAGCUGCAAGGGAGGGGAUGAAAUCUUUCUGCUGUGUGACAAAGUGCAAAAAGAGGACAUCGAGGUGCGUUUCUUCCAGGACUCCUGGGAGGGAAAGGGCACUUUCUCACAGGCCGAUGUCCACAGGCAGGUGGCCAUUGUGUUCCGUACACCGCCCUACCGCGACACUAAUCUCACUGAGCCCAUUAGAGUCAAGAUGCAGCUCCGCCGGCCCUCUGACCGCGAAGUCAGUGAGCCAAUGGACUUCCAGUACCUGCCCUCUGACCCAGAUGAAUACAGACUGAGUGAGAAGAGAAAACGUACAGGAGACAUGUUCCAGAGCCUCAAGCUGGGACCCAUGCUGUCUAGUGUGUCCAUUCCACAAGAUAGACGGCACAUAAGCCCAGCAAGGAGAACAGUCACAGCCAAGCCUCCAUCAAUGAACCCACAAGCUGCAGCUGUGGUGCCCCCUGUUGCCAGUGCAGUGAAACCCCAGGCUUCAUACUCCUUUCAGCCAGGCCAGCUUUUCUCCAUCCAGCCCAAGGUAGAGGCCUCUCCCUCCAGCUCAGCUGUGACUACAAACCAAACAUGGAAAAUCAUGGAGAGCCUGAACCUGGGCCCCCAGCCCAAAGCCACUCCAGUGGCCAACUUCACAAUAAGUCAGGCGCCAUCUUCCUCCUCUUCCUCCUCUACAACCACCUCCACUGCCAACCAGGACUUCUCCACUGUCAACCUGUCAGACCUUCAUGAAUUUUUCCCCAACAUUUCCUCAGCCAUGGCCCAGGAGCCCACACCUUCUCAGGGGACCACUGUCUCCUCUCAGGCCAGCAGCUCCUUCACCCUCCAGGCCCCUCAGUUCCGGGUGGAUGAUGAUGAUAUCCCAGAAUUCCCUAUCUUUCCUGAAGCCCAGGCCCCAGGUACCCUGGACAGCCUAAACAUGGAUGACUUUGAGGACCUUCUGAACCCCCGCCUCAUCAGCGAGGCUGGAAAUGGCGCCUCAAUGUUGGCCCAAGCUUCAUGUCAACAAGCCGCCCCUCCCAGCUCCUCCGCUGCUGCCCAGAACACAGUAUCCCAGAACACUUCUGACCCUGCCAGCCAACCAGGUAGCACCUGGAUGAAUUACCCCAACAGCAUUGUCAACUUGCUCCAGAACGAGAGCAUGAUUAUCAUGGCAUCCAACAACAACAACCACCAGGCCCCUGUGCUGGAUGAGUUUGAUGAGUUGAUGUCUGCUGACGAGGAUCGUCUUAUUUCCAUUUUUAACAGCGAAAGCCAAGCUGGGUAUGUGUCAGGACACCAGACUUAAAGUUUGUCCAUGUGAUUCUUUUUUUUUUAUUUUUAUUUUUUUAUAACAGACACAUUGACAUAGACCAUGUGAGCUGCCCACUUCGCCAUCAGGACUAAAACUCCUUUUUUAUUACCAAGGACAGAAAGGAAACAAGGUGGACAUGAAGGGCUGGAGGAGACUGAAUGUAGCAGAACUGUUCACUGUGGACUUGCUUUUUGAAAUACCAGCAAAGACAUUUUUUGGUAUUCAAUUAACGGGGUUUGCCAGGCUUUAUAUACAGUUUGUCUGACAAAUGAUAAAACACAGGACAGAACAUAAUCAGAUUUCUUUCUUUGUUUAGCAUCAAUCAUUUACUGUUUCAGCCAGUGUCAACACAGUGGUAGAAGAUGGAUUCACCACAAAUGUUUGUUUUAAAAAGACAAUCAGAUCAGAUAAGAUCAAUUGCUGAUGGCAUCUGUUAAGAUGUUUCCCUGUAACAUGUUAAGCAUGUUUUUACUGUCCUUGUAACAAUUCUGGCAGAGCUGAUCAGUGUUAAUGUGAUAAUCACUGUCUCUAAUUAAAAUGCUGUUUAGUCUGCUUUUUUAUUUUAAACAAAGCGGCUGGUAUAUAGAAUUUAAUCCAACCUAGAGGCAAGUCAAUGCAAAUAAUAUCUAUUGUCAUUUAAUUAAAUAUCCCCAUGUAGUACUUUGUAACUGAAUAGAAUGUUUUCUGACUGUCGGCAGUAACUGUAACCACUGUCUGUACACAGGUGCCUCUCAGCAAAAUACUAUGGUAGUAAUGUUUUAAGAGCCAAAUGAAGGUCUAUAUGUAAAUAAUUAUCAAACAAGCAACAUUAAUAAGUACAUGCUUAUAGCACAGAAGAGUACAAAAGUUCAUGCAUCACACUCACAGAGCUGUAUCAGGUCUUCCUCUGGUCUCUAACCAGUUUUUCCAGUUAUUUUAUCCAUAUGGCUACCAUUUAACUCAACAGUUUUAGACCUGUAGGUCAAAUUGCUAAUUUGCUUUAUUGAGAUGGCAUUAUGUGGUUUUAUACUAGGAUGAUGUAAGCAGAUUGUACUAUAUGCAAUUUUUCGCUGUCAUGAAUGAUGAAUUCUGUCAAAAUCUAAAAAACACUUUUCUUGGCAAUAAAAAAAGAAACUGCAUAAAAAUAAAGGUCUUCAAAAGUA